Messenger RNA from Raphanus sativus (radish), 1161 nucleotides. Its product is annotated as trihelix transcription factor ENAP1. NCBI's taxonomy places the organism in Eukaryota, Viridiplantae, Streptophyta, Magnoliopsida, Brassicales, Brassicaceae. Gene Ontology annotation, molecular function: transcription cis-regulatory region binding. Bases 166 to 957 code for a protein of 263 amino acids. Gene Ontology annotation, cellular component: nucleus. The transcript is spliced from 2 exons. The record is from RefSeq and is a predicted model, not a curated record.
AGAUUAGUUCGGUUAGAGAGAGGGAUAAUCGCCGUUGAUGACGUCACCGCCGGUAAUCAACCAAUCAUAAAAUCCGAUUUCUCUCUGCCUCCUACCCUUAUCUCUAAGCCUCUCCUUCUCCUCCUCCUCCUCUCACGUUACCCUCUCUCCCUCCCUCCCUCCGGAAUGGAGACGACGCCGGAGACUCAGCCGAAGUCCCAAUCGCAAAGCGGCGGCGGAGGCUCCUCUCACCGUGUACCUCCGGGACGCGAGGACUGGUGGAGCGAGGACGCGACGGCGACGCUGAUCGAAGCCUGGGGAGACCGGUACGUCCACCUCAGCCGCGGAAACCUCCGUCAGAACGACUGGAAAGAAGUCGCCGACGCCGUCAAUUCUCGCCACGGCGGCAACGGCCGGCCGAAGACCGACGUGCAGUGCAAGAACCGGAUCGACACGCUGAAGAAGAAGUACAAGACGGAGAAGGCCAAGCCUUCUUCGUCCUCGUGGUGCUUCUUCGAGAGGCUGGAUUUCCUGAUCGGUCCCGCCGCCGCAAAGAAAUCCACCGCCGCCGGAGCUUUCAGAUCGCCGGUGACGAAACCGGCGGGAUCUGUUUCGAGCGGAAGCUCUCUAGACGAUGACGACGACGAGGACGAUGAUGAUGAUGACGUGGAGGGUGAUUGGGGGUUUGUGGCGAGGAAGCAUCGGCGAGUGGAAGGUGUAGUAGAUCGGAGUGUUGGUGAAGGUGAAGGUGAAGGAUCGUCGUGUAGGGAGCUGGCGAGAGCGAUUCUGAAGUUAGGAGAAGUGUACGAGAGGAUCGAGAGCGCGAAGCAGGGGAUGAUGAUUGAAUUGGAGAAGCAGAGGAUGGAAGCUGCCAAGGAGAUUGAGUUGCAACGAAUGAACAUGUUGAUGGAUAUGCAAAUGGAGCUUGAGAAGUCCAAGCUUGGGAAACGUAGAGCUGCUUCAGGUAAGAAGUUGUAGUAUUAGGUUGUGGAGAAGCUAUACUACUAUGGUGAUGCAAAAGGAAGCAAUGGUUGGAUCUGAGAGCGCUCAUAGAAAUUGGAGAAACUGUUAUUAUUCUUAAUCCUUAGGAUACAAGAAACUCUUGUAGUAUAUCUGACAUAUCAAGAUGUACUUUUGUGAAGUAUUGUAAUGUUAUGAUGGUUCAUGCAAGUUCCAGAUCAA